This is a messenger RNA of Colletotrichum lupini, 4407 nucleotides long. RefSeq names its product phosphatidylethanolamine N-methyltransferase. The record is from RefSeq and is a predicted model, not a curated record. The coding region runs from base 1 to 4407 and encodes 1468 amino acids. NCBI's taxonomy places the organism in Eukaryota, Fungi, Ascomycota, Sordariomycetes, Glomerellales, Glomerellaceae. Gene Ontology annotation, molecular function: phosphatidylethanolamine N-methyltransferase activity; protein binding. The transcript is spliced from 10 exons. Gene Ontology annotation, biological process: phosphatidylcholine biosynthetic process.
AUGAGCUCUUCCGCCGCGCCCCUCGCAAGUGAUGUCGGCUCUCUGCGUCAGCGCCAGAGGCGGACGUCCGCGGCUGGCAACGGCGAGGAUGGUCUAAACCCCUCAGCCGCCGCGGACGACCAGUCUGAAGACUCACUGCAAAAGCCCAACAAGACGUUUGGUCGAACUCCCGAUGGCACAGUCUUCACCGUCCCCACCACGCACGACAUGGUGUCGCAGCUGCUCGAUCCGAGACAGCCCAAGAACCUCUCCGAUUUGCUCGUCUUGGCCAUUCUCGCCCUCCAGAUUGUUGCGGCCUAUUUUGUGCCCGGCAACCUGAAGCGUCCCUUGUUCGCGCUCGUCUUCCUCUUCUGGCGAGCCUCGUACAACAUUGGCAUUGGAUACCUCCUCACCAUCCAGUCCAACCACCGCAGGCUGGAGACGUGGGCCGCGAGAUGGAAGCUCUUUGAGCACCCCUCGUCGGGAAAACAACCCCGCCCUUGGCUCUACAACAUGUUGAAGCGUGAGCUCGAGGCCAAGAUCCCCGAGGACUACGAGUUUGAGAAAGCCCCCAUGGAGUACAACACCUGGCUAGUCUUCCGCCGUGUCGUCGAUCUGAUCUUGAUGUGUGACUUUGUCUCCUACUGCCUCUUUGCCGUGAUCUGCGGUCACACACCCGCCGGCGAGAACCCCUUUGUCGGUUUUGGACGAUGGUCCAUCGGCAUCCUCUUGGUCCUCUUCAAUCUCUGGGUCAAGCUGGAUGCCCACCGCGUCGUCAAGGACUACGCUUGGUACUGGGGCGACUUUUUCUACCUCGUCGACCAGGAGCUGACCUUUGACGGCGUCUUUGAGAUGGCCCCGCACCCCAUGUACUCCAUUGGCUACGCUGGCUACUACGGCAUUUCCAUGAUGGCUGCGAGCUAUGAGGUCCUCUUCAUCUCAAUCAUUGCCCAUCUCGCCCAGUUCGCCUUCCUCGUCGUUGUUGAGAACCCGCACAUUGAGAAGACGUACAACCCGCCUGCCCCGCGUAAGCGCACUGCCUCGACGCCGCUUACCGGUCAGCCGGAGCUCGUCGCCAUCAACGAUGAAAUCGUGGGUGACCAGGCUGCCACGGUCCAGGAGUCGUCGCCCGAAGCGCCCGCGCAGGUGCACAACCUGAUCGGCUUGAACAACCUCGACCUAUUCCGCAUCACAGAUACCUCGGUUCUGUUGCUCGGCUUCUACAUGGCCGUCCUGACCAUUGUGACCCCAUCGACGUCGGUGUACCAAGUCCUGUUCUUACUGCACGCUCUGUUCUGGCGCGUGUGGUAUCACCUCGGCCUGGGUGCCAUCCUCGCGUGGCAGUCCCGCAAUAAGUUCUGGACGAGACAUUUCCUCAAGUACGGCGAGAGCCACACUGAGGCAUGGAAUCAGUGGAAGGGCAUGUACCAUUUGAGCUCUGUCAUGUGCACGGGAUCCUUCAUCGCCGCGUGCUGGAAGAUGUACUCGCCGCCAGAGGACUGGGCGUACGGCUGGGUCCUCCUCAAGCACGUGGUCGGAGCCGGCCUCGUCUCCCUCCAGGUCUGGACAUUCAUCAGCGUGUACGACUCCCUCGGCGAGUUUGGCUGGUUCUACGGUGACUUCUUUUACGACUCCACCGCCAGGCUGACAUACAAGUCCAUCUACCGCUUCCUCAACAACCCCGAGCGCAUCUUUGGCACUGCUGGCCUCUGGGGCUCUGCCCUCAUUACAUGGAGCAGAGCCAUCUUCGUCAUGGCUCUUGUCAGCCAGCUGUUUACGUUGGGCUUCAUCAACUUUAUUGAGAAGCCGCACAUGCAGAAGACGUAUGGUCGCGGCAUUCGUCAAGAGGCUGGCCUGACCAAGUUUAUCAAACGUUCGCUGCCACCGCCCGUCCAGGGCUGGCAACGCGGUGUCGACAAGGUGAUUGACGACACGGCACAGUUCAUUGAGGAGUUCCUCGAUACCGCGCGCCCCAAGUUCGCUUCCGGCAUCAAGACGAUCGUCCGCGACACCUCGGCCCUGUUCAACAAGUACCCGGCUCGUCUGACCGUCACACGCCUGUCUCCGGAUCUCGCUGGGCUAGACCCUAAGCUCUAUUCCCUCUCCGUAGAAGGCACCCCCUCAAGCCUAUCAGCCGCCAAUGAGCGUGCCACGGGCAAGGAGGGUCUGACGGCCCGAUUCCAACGCGGUGUCGAGACCAUGAUCUUUGAAUAUGGCGCCCCUUUGAAAGUUAAGUGGCGCGCUCCCGCAAAGCACGACAGCAAGGACUGGAUUGGUCUCUACAUGGUUACCGAUAACCGCUCCAGAGAAGCGACAGAGGUGCCGUCUCUAGGCCGGUGGGUGCCUACGACUCCCGGCAGCUAUGAUGCGGCCACCGCCGACAAGGCCAUCUUGAUCCCCGAUCGACCGGCUCAAAAGCAGGACGCGUCGGAUCCCGACAUUGUCGAGGGCGAGGUCAUCUUUGAGGGCGAUCGGCUGUGGUGGACUCAGGGCGUCUUUGAGUUCCGGUACCACCAUGCCGGCAACCACCACGUCAUGACCAUCUCGCAGCCCUUUGAGAUCCGCAUCGGCAAAUUCGAUGAGGACGAUGUCGAGGUUGACGCCAACGGCAUGUACGAAAAGGCCGUCGAGCAAGCCUUGCUGCCUCUUGUGCAAAACUGCUGUGACCGUGACCACGACAUUGCGCCCACCACCGUUGACGAGCCCUUUGGCGGCCACGUCGAGCGCGAUGGCAAGUAUGCCAAGAGAAUCGUCUACGCCAUCCACCAAAUGUUUGGUAUCGAAUUCGCCCCCGCCAUCGUGCCCGCCGACGGCAACGUCAGAAAGAUGGCCUGGCGAAUCUGCAAUGCCAAGCAGGUUCUGGAAUCGAGGAUGGGAAACAAGAGCGUGUGGAUGGGCGUCCCAAGUAGGAGAGCCCCCGCGAGAGACACGGCACGGAAGGACGGCCUGGCAUUCCUGGUGCACACGGUCCCGAGGGUUGAGCCUGUCUUCUGGAUAGUGUCCGCACCGCACUCCGACUACUCCGCCGUAGUGUCCGCAACCGGGUUCCGUUUCGAAGUCCAGGUCCCGGCUUUACCAAGGCAAGGAGACUCCGUCCUUGCCCCUGGGACCUUGAGGGGUCUUGCGCGAAAAUGGGCCGUCUUCGCUCCUCGAGUUCAAGACCUCGUCGUCGUCAUCCUUUUCUUCUCCGUCCCGUGCUCGCACUCGUCACCGUCGUCACACUCGUUCCGUGCCUCGUUCUCACCGUGCAGCCACCUCUUUGCGCCGGCCGGCCUCGUGCCGCUGCUGCUCUCCUCUCCGGCGGCCGCCACCCUCCUCUACGCCUCAUCGUACAGCGGCGCCGUCACCACCCUGAACCUCACUCUGUCGGGCACAAACGCCACGCAGUCCACCCUGCAGUCGCUCUCCUCUUCCAACGGCUGCGCGCCCAGCCCAUCGUGGCUCCAGCUCGACAAGGCCAACGCGAGGCUGUUUUGCACGGAUGAGGGUCUUACAACCAAUGUCGGCACCGUCUCGUCCUUCAAGACCGGCGCCGACGGUGUGCUGGAGCAGCUGGCCAAGACGGAGACCAUCAGCGGUCCCGUGAGCGCCGUUGUCUUUGGCGAAAAGGGCCAAGGCCUCGCCAUCGCUCAGUACGGCGGCUCCUCUGUGAGCUGGUUUGACAUCUCCAACCCGGCGGCCCUCACGCCCGUCAAGUCCGAGACGUUCAACAUGUCGGCUCCCGGCCCCAACCCGUCGCGCCAGGACGCCCCGCACCCGCACGAGGUCUUCCUGGACCCCAAGGGCCAGUUCGUCCUGGUUCCCGACCUGGGCGCCGACCUCGUCCGCGUUUUUGCCGUUGACGGCGCCAACAACCUCGUCGCCGCCCCCGGCAGCGGACCCCGCCACGUCGAGUUCCUCGUCACCCCCGAGGGCAAGACGUACCUGUACCUCAUUAGCGAGCUUGCCAACACCGUCACCGCAUACGACGUCGCCUACCGCGAGAACAAGACGCUCGGCUUCACCGAGGUGUUUUCCGGCUCCACCUACGGCGCUGGUGCCUCUGCGCCUGCCGGUGCCAGCGCCGCCGAGAUUUGGAUUUCUUCCGACGGCAAGUUCUUGACCGUCUCGUCGCGCAACGAUUCGGCUUUCAGCAUCAGCAACCCCGACACUCCCGGCGAGGGCGCGCAAAUCCCCUCCGACUCGCUCAACACCUUCACCAUUGACGCCAAGACGGGCGGUCUUACGCUGCUGCAAAAGUUCCCCGCCGGUGGACGCAUCCCGCGCCAGUUCUCCGUCAGCAAGGCGGGCGACCUCGUAGCCGUUGGUCUGCAGUCUGACAGCCGUGUCGUUGUGAUUAGCCGUGAUGCCGCGUCGGGCAAGCUGGGAGAGAUUCUCACGAGCGCCAAGGUUGAUGGCGAAGUGACUGCCGUUAUUUUUGAUGAGUAG